AUGGCGCACCCCAACUGCUCAGCUGCCAGCACAGUGGUGGAGACAGCUGUGGGCACCAUGCUGACAGUGGAGUGUGCUCUGGGCCUUACAGGUAAUGGUGUUGCCCUCUGGACCUUCUUUUACCGUCUCAAAGUGUGGAAGCCUUAUGCAGUCUACCUGCUCAACCUGGUGGUAGCUGACCUGCUGUUAGUCACCUGUCUGCCACUCCUCGCUGUCUUCUAUCUGAAGGGUAAGACCUGGGAACUUGGUCAUGCACCCUGUCAAGUCCUGCUUUUCCUGCUGGCCUUCAGCCGUGGUGUGGGUGUAGCCUUCCUGAUGAUGGUGGCUCUAGACCGGUAUCUGCGUGUGGUACAUCCUCGGCUCAGAGUCAAUUUGCUGUCUCUAAGGGCAGCCUGGGGCAUCUCUAGCCUAAUUUGGCUUCUCAUGAUUGCCCUCACUCCCCAAAACCUGCUCACUCACAAGGCUCUCCAGAAUUCCACCAAGUGCCCCAGCUUCUACCCCAUCGGAGACAUGGAGGCCAGUGCCACCUGGCAGGAGGUACUCUUCUUCUUUCAACUCCUGCUCCCCUUUGGCCUCAUCUUCUUCUGCAACACUAGGCUCAUCAGGACCCUGCAGGAGAGACUCCGAGAGUCUGACAAACAGCCCAGGCUCCGGAGGGCCAGGGCGCUGGUUGCCACGGUGCUCCUGCUGUUUGCACUGUGCUUCCUGCCUAGUAUCCUGGCCAGAGCCCUGGCACUCAUCCUUUGGGAAUUUGACAGCUGCAGUGUCCAGCAAGCCAUAACGCAGGCCUCUGACAUCGCCGGCAGCCUUACCUGCCUGCACAGUGCUUUGAGCCCAGCCAUCUACUGCUUCUCCAACCAGGCCUUCACCCACUCAUACCGGAAGGUGCUCAGAAGCCUUCGAGUCUGGAGGAAGGCAGCAGAGCCAGCUAGCUCCAACCACAGGGACUCCUAUUCCUGA
Cricetulus griseus (Chinese hamster) is the source of this 960-nucleotide messenger RNA. NCBI's taxonomy places the organism in Eukaryota, Metazoa, Chordata, Mammalia, Rodentia, Cricetidae. The record is from RefSeq and is a predicted model, not a curated record.